GUUGGGUGGGAAUGGCAGUGGUAGUGGGAGUGUGUACUUUUUUAGCCACACCACUUUGUGUAAAUCCAUCAAUAUUUACUGAUAAUACGUAGGAACAUAUGCAUAUGCUUUCUCAGCCCGCCAGCGAGUCGUACUAGUAAGUACAAUGGCUUCGCUACGUCAGUCGGCUUCUGGAUCGAGGAGUUGCGUCAAAGUGUCUCCGAUCGUCGAUCUUGUUUGUCGCCGAACCAUCUCUCUGUGGGGACUUCACCUGCGAAUCCCCGGACCUAGAGAUACACUAUAGUAUGUGCGUGAAUGAUAUCGCCGAGCGAGUCGGCCCAAGCUUUCAAAGCUUUCCGCUGUCGUAUAAAUGUUGGCAAUACAAGGGCGACUGGGCUUAGAACCAUUCCGCCAAUCUAGCAGUGCAGACCUCGGCAACGAAUCCGAAGAGCAGAAAGUGUUCCCACUGGACUAACUUGGCGAUCAUGACCCACAAGCCGUGCAAGGGCCCACGUCUGGGCGUGCGGCAUCUGCAGUCGUUCCUGCUCUUCCUCGGCCUCACCGUGAUGCACAUCGCCCGGCUGAAUGUGAGUGUGGCCAUUGUGGCCAUGACAAAUGCGGCCACCACGAAUCCCAAUUUUCCGGAGUACGAAUGGACGUUGAAACAAAAGUCGUAUAUACUCUCCAGUUUCUACUGGGGCUACAUCCUGACCCUGUGUCCUGGCAGCUUCCUGUGCCGUCGCUACGGCGCCAAAGUGGUCCUCUUUGUGGCCAGUUGUGGCACUGCCGUCUUCAGUCUGAUGACCCCGUGGUGCAUCACCUGGGGCGGCUGGCAGGUGUUCUGCGCCAUCCGCAUUCUGCAGGGCUUGUUCCAGGGCGUGAUCUUUCCCUGCGUCACGGAGCACCUGGCCAUGUGGUCGCCACCGGAGGAGAGGAAUCGCCUGGGCGCCUUCAGCUACACGGGCACGGAUUGCGGCACUGUGCUGGCCAUGUUCAUAAGUGGCAUGAUUGCCAAGGGCGCAAUGGGCUGGCCGGGCAUAUCCUAUGUGUCCGGAGCCCUCUGCGCCGCCUGGUGCUUCCUCUGGCUGAUCUUCGCCUCCAACAAUGCCACCGAGUCCCGAUUCAUUGGCGAGGCCGAGUGCAAGUACAUCGAAUCCUCGCUGGAGCACAAUGAGGACUUCCACGAUCGCACCAUACCCAUACCCUGGAAGGCGAUCUGGACUUCUGUGCCCUUCCUGGCCCUGCUGGUAACCCGGUGCGCAGAGACCUACGGACUGAGCACCCUACAGGCGGAGAUUCCCUCCUACAUGAACGGUGUCCUCAACAUGGAGAUCCAGAGCAACGCAGUCUUCUCAUCGCUGCCCUUCCUGGCCAUGUGGCUGCUGUCCUAUGUCUAUCUGAUUGCCGCCGAUGUGCUGCUCAAGAAGAAGAUCCUUUCGCUGACCUCCGUGCGUAAGCUGUUCAACACGCUCUCCUUUUGGAUACCGGCCGCCGCCCUGAUCGGCAUUGGAUUCCUCAGCGAGGAGAACAAGAAUCUGGCCAUUGUGCUGAUGACCGUCUCGGUGGGUGUGAACAGUGGAGCCACCAUCGGUAGCUCCCUGAACUCCAUCGAUCUGUCGCCCAAUCACGCUGGCAUAUUGAUUGGCUUGAGCAAUACGGUGGCGAACGUUAUACCCAUCCUCACACCACUGAUUGCGGGUGAGAUCGUGGCUGAUAAGCACAAUCGCGGCCAGUGGCAGAUCGUCUUUGGACUGGCAGCUGUCAUAUUCUUCAUGGGCAAUAUGGUCUUCAUCAUCUGGGGAACGGCCAAGGCGCAGCCCUGGGAUGCAGAUGACUUCCUGAAGCCCAAGGACGCGGAGUCCGCUUGCCAAAAGUCCAAGUCCAUUGGCGCAGAGGUCGCGCCGCCCAUCGAUCCCGUCCUGGAGCAGCAAAUCAGUUGGCCGGAGCGGUAUACGGCCAAAGCCAUCGAGUGAUUUGUGGCGGAAGUGUCCGCUCGGCGAGAACAAUUGCUUUUGUUAAUCAGUAUUAACCAUAAGUAGGCUGUAAUUUAUAUUUAUUCUAUUUAUAAGGCGUGACCGUAGCACGAGGCUUAAGUAAAUUAUUUUCAAUUGAAUCGCAUUGUUGUUACCAAUCGCUUGUGAUUUCGGCACUCGAAUCAAGGAAGAGCCCCGAUAGGCCAGCGCAAUCUAAUCAGUUAAUUUAUCUCAUAAAUGUAUAUAAGUACCUUAUUUAUAUUGAAUUGCUGCCCAUGCGACCAAUUGUCAAUGGCUGAAGCUAAUUCUGAGUACUUUGCACUGCCUCACUUUCUCGACGGGGUUCAAAGAAAACAUUUGCCACAGCUGUUUGUGAAUGUAUAAUACUCGUGUGAUCAAAAUUGUGAUACUUUUGUUAGAAAUAAACUGUUGACUUGUUUCUCCGUU
This is a messenger RNA of Drosophila yakuba, 2399 nucleotides long. Its product is annotated as putative inorganic phosphate cotransporter. Bases 465 to 1952 code for a protein of 495 amino acids. Gene Ontology annotation, cellular component: plasma membrane. Gene Ontology annotation, molecular function: transmembrane transporter activity. Gene Ontology annotation, biological process: transmembrane transport; monoatomic anion transport. The record is from RefSeq and is a predicted model, not a curated record. The transcript has 3 exons. NCBI's taxonomy places the organism in Eukaryota, Metazoa, Arthropoda, Insecta, Diptera, Drosophilidae.